AUGUCAACGCUCAGAGAUAUCACCACUUUGGAGGAAUGGGAGGCACACCUGGCCUCACUCCCGGCCUCAACUCUUCAAAUUAUAUACUUCCAUGCACCAUGGGCGCCACCUUGCGCUCAAAUGGCGACGGUUCUUAAGACCCUGGCAUCCGAAUACCCAGUAACCGACCCUCUUACGACCUCAUGGGUAUCACUCGACGCCGAGGACUUGAGUGACGUGAGCGAGACUUACGACGUCACAGCGGUUCCUUUCGUCGUUCUUUCGCGCGGCGGCAAGGUCUUGGAGUCCAUCAGCGGGAACAGCGCCCAGCGCGUGCGCACCGCGAUUGAAACGCACACUAGCGGCACAGGCUCCGGCGCAACCUCAGGAGAUACUCCGGUGGCGGCUGGCGAUGAGGCUGCCAAGGCCGAGGCUGCACCUCAGGACCCGGAGAAGCAGAAGGAGGAGCUGUUUAAACGACUGGCGGAUUUGGUCAAGGCGGCACCGGUCAUGCUGUUCAUGAAGGGCACACCCAGCGCGCCGCAGUGCGGCUUCUCGAGGCAGCUGGUCGCUCUGCUGAGGGAAAAUUCGGUCAAGUACGGUUUCUUCAACAUCCUGGCCGACGACGAGGUCAGGCAAGGCCUCAAAGAAUUUGCAGACUGGCCGACAUACCCACAGCUCUGGAUGGAUGGCGAGCUGGUCGGCGGACUCGAUAUAGUCAAGGAGGAGAUUGGAAACGACCCGGACUUUUUCAAGGCCUAUAGCGUCAAGGCCAGCACGGAUGCUGCGGGUGCAUCAUAG
Molecule: messenger RNA, 780 nt
Organism: Pyricularia pennisetigena
Lineage: Eukaryota; Fungi; Ascomycota; Sordariomycetes; Magnaporthales; Pyriculariaceae
Exons: 2
Coding region: 1-780 (259 amino acids)
Molecular function (GO): 2 iron, 2 sulfur cluster binding
Source: RefSeq, a predicted model, not a curated record